Messenger RNA from Vitis vinifera (wine grape), 1299 nucleotides. Its product is annotated as protein NLP3. The record is from RefSeq and is a predicted model, not a curated record. NCBI's taxonomy places the organism in Eukaryota, Viridiplantae, Streptophyta, Magnoliopsida, Vitales, Vitaceae. The transcript has 4 exons. Bases 393 to 1112 code for a protein of 239 amino acids.
AACCGUUUGCUCAAUUAGGCCAAAAGUGGAGGCUUUUGGUCUCUUGGGUCGGGGCAAAUUUUUUAUUUUAUUUUAUUCCCACCUUUUCUCAGUAACCAAACGGAGUAAGACGUUUUGGUUACCAGGGUUAUUUAUUUUUUUUUAUUUUUAUUUUUUGAUGUGUAAAUUGCAUCCUCAACCGAGUCAAGGAAGGUAGAGGGUUUUGUCCUCUUGGGUCCCAAGUGUUGGAAAAACAUUAUUUUCCUUUCUGACAUUUUCUCUGCACAUAAAAGAAGUGUUAUUUACCAUGGGACUCGCUCCAGGGCUGAUUAAUGGACUGUUUUUUUAGCAUUUUGGAAGUCAUUGUAAUUUUGGUGUCUGCACUAGUGUUCUGAAGAAAAUAUGUCGCGAAAAUGGACUUCAGAGGUGGCCCUACCGCAAGUGUUGAAGAAAUUAAGAAGUAUGCUGCUAGAGAAAGAAACAAGGAACUUGCUCAAUUGUCGAAGGUUGAUGUGCAAGGAAAUGACGCUUUAACAAGUUCAGCUGUAUCAGCAGCCUUUGGCUCCCAGCCCCAAAACGAUACUAAAAGUUCUCUCUGGAAAAUGUCCAAAUUACAUGGUGCCAUACCACCUCAUAUGUUGCAACAGCAAGGAAGCAGGAACAUUCAAAAUGGGCGACCCCAGAAUCUGCCUAAUGCAAGUUUGAGCAAAGGAAUUGCAGCCUCUUUGGAUGAAUUUAAAUAUGGAUUCCCAACGAGUGGUCUAGCAACUGCCUCAAAUAAGUGGUGGGGAAGCAGCAGUCCUGAUGGCUAUGAAGGUACCAUUGGUAAUGGAGUUGAAAUUGAUGAAGAAGACAAAAAACAGUCUGAACAAUUGGCAGAUAAUGGUGCCAAUUUGUUAGUAAUGGAUGGAGAGAAAGCUGAAAAUGAGAAAGAGGAGGGCACCAUUGGUCCCCAAGGGACAGGUUUAUUGACGGCUGUGAGGAAAACUACUGUAGAGGAAGGACGGAAAAUACUAAAGAUUGGUGUUGGUAGGGAUCAUGGUGUGCUCAAGGCAGGGAAGAAAGAGAGAAGGUUGCUGCUUCAAAUAUUUGGAUCUUCAUUGCCAAGUCAAUGGAUAAAUGGCUCUUCAUGAAUCUUAGGGGUACUGCUGUAUUCAAUUUUCAAUCUUCCAAUUUCAGUUAUGAGUUCUCAAUCCUUUUUAAUUUGUCUUCAAUUUCAGACUGGCCAUGGGUGUUAUGAAAUCUUUAUUGGUAGGUUGGAACAUUUACAUAUGCAUACCUAAGUUAUCAAUUCAGCAGCCUGAUCAACAUUUUGGUUCA